This is a messenger RNA of Eruca vesicaria subsp. sativa (arugula), 860 nucleotides long. The record is from the annotation of a GenBank genome assembly. Lineage: Eukaryota; Viridiplantae; Streptophyta; Magnoliopsida; Brassicales; Brassicaceae.
UAAUCACCACUUAGUUCAUAAACUAAUACAACUAAAUGUAUAGACAUAAUUAUAAAAGCCAGCCCAUUUCUAAGAAACUUCUCUCUCUCUUUCUCUGUAUGUCAACUUUCUCUUUCUCUUGUUCUUGAUUCUACUUUGUUUACAUAAUGGGAAACACAUCUUCAUGCGCUCCAUUGACCAUACCAUCAAACUCAUCAUCAGGAGUAGUCAAAAUCUUAGCUCCGUUCACCGGAACGCUCCAAGUCUUCUCAAAACCCAUCAAGACUUCCCAAAUCGUCUCUCAAAACUCAUGUCAAUUUAUAACCGACUCAGCUUUGCUCCAAAUAGGCCACCGAGUCACCGCCGUAUCUCCCGACGAGUUCUUGCGGCCGAGACGACAUCUAUACCUCCUACUUCCGACAGACAUGCUGUUCUCUGUCUUAACACACGAAGAGCUAGCUCUCAUCUCCGAGAAAGCAGCAGAGAUACUCAAUGAAAGCCGGUAUAACCAUUUGAAGAAGAUAUUCCGAAGAAGAAACUCAUCGUCGGUUAAUGAUGAUAAUCAACAAGAUCAUGAUCAUGGUGUGGAAAUAAAACAAACCCUAGAAGAGAAGGUACUAUACGAAUCCAAAUAUGGAUCUUGGAGACCUGGAUUGGAGACGAUCGUGGAGAGCUAAAUGGAUUGUUAAUUAUUUUUUUAAUGUAUUAUAUAAUAUCAAUCGAUCAUAGACGAGUAUUCUUUAAUUUGUUCUUUAUUUUUUUCUUGAUAAUUUUUGUCCGAGUUUUAAUGAGAAAUUGAGGCUUAAUUAUAUAUGCUGGUUCUGUUCACGAUAUCGGAUUUUAGUUGUAUUAAUAGGUUAACUGUACAUAUAAUAUCAGAG